AUGGCACCCAAAGCAUCGAAACGAGCGCCGUCGACAGAAACCGGAAACAACGGGAAGAAAAAGAGAAAGAGCUCUCACAAGACAGAAGAAGACACUUCUAUGCUUUCUUUAACCCAGAUAAGUGAGGAAUUAGUGCACGAUGGCCAGCUGUCGACAGAGGUUGCAGCUGCCACCAUUAUUGAUCCCUUGAUAGUAAGGGUCGAAAAAUUCUCGAGCGAGUACGAAUCCGCGAACAAAGGUGAGCGGUUAGUACUGUACAUCGGGUUUUUCAAAUCAGUAGACUGGUUUAAUUAUGUCAAUAAUGGGGCAAGCGCAACCGCUGUUUCGACAAUGGCCAGCAAGGCAGAAUUCCUGGAAUAUUGUCAAGAAAAUGAUAUCCCUGAAUGGGCACAAAUGCAAAUACGAACAAAGUCCUUCUAUGAUACGGCAAGAGUAGCCGCUAACAACUGGCGCAGUAUCGAGGAGAGGGUUGGAAAAGUGUUGUAA
Molecule: messenger RNA, 486 nt
Organism: Aspergillus costaricaensis CBS 115574
Lineage: Eukaryota; Fungi; Ascomycota; Eurotiomycetes; Eurotiales; Aspergillaceae
Exons: 1
Coding region: 1-486 (161 amino acids)
Source: RefSeq, a predicted model, not a curated record